Messenger RNA from Trametes versicolor FP-101664 SS1, 1104 nucleotides. RefSeq lists its product as uncharacterized. NCBI's taxonomy places the organism in Eukaryota, Fungi, Basidiomycota, Agaricomycetes, Polyporales, Polyporaceae. The record is from RefSeq and is a predicted model, not a curated record. The transcript has 5 exons. The coding region runs from base 1 to 1104 and encodes 367 amino acids.
AUGCAAGAGCAUUUGCUGAACGCACACCUCGCGUACGAGUCCGGACGCUCGCUUGUCUUCAACAACUAUACGUGGAACAAGGACGGGUCAGACUAUUCCGACUUUAACGGACACCUCAUUCCCUCUCGUGUGCCGCUUGCCGCCCUCAUACGAGGGCCUGCAGCCGGAGGAGCGUUUGCCCCUGGAGACCCCGCACCACGAGCGGUUACCAAGGAGUACUUCGAUGAAGUGUGCCCUCCCAGCGAGCGGCAUGUAAUCAUGAGCGAGGAGGUCACGAACGCAUACGAGUCCGAACAGCAUGCUGGAAAGGUAUUGGACGCCUGGGUCGACAAGCUUAAGACCCUGCCACGCUGCGUAGAAAUCAACGAGCUCUCUGCCCAAAUAUUCAGCAUCUGGAUAUUCGGAAGCCAGCGCGUGCUUGGUAUCUGGCCCUCUCUGAAAACAUCGCCCAUCCUGACCGAGUUCAGGUGGUCACAACUCAUCGAAGACGCAUACACGCUGAACCGCCGCCUCUUCACCCAUGUCUCCUGGCUCUCCAAUCUGUUCUCUACAGACGCAUACCCCUACGAUGUGAUACCCGGCCUGCUCGCGCUCCACAUCCGGCGCGGCGACUUCGAGGGCCACUGUCUGCACUUCGCGAAGUGGUCGUCCCAGUACAACGGCUUCAACCAGUUUCCCGAGCUCCCCGACCACUUUGCGCAGCCCGAGCAGGCAGGCUGGGGCGAGCCCACCGAAGAGGGCAAACAGAUCUACCUGCGCCACUGCUUCCCGGUCAUCCAGCAGAUCGUCCAGCGCGUGUCGGAGGUGCGCGCGACGCCCGCGGGUCAAGGUCUCAAGGAUAUUUACAUCAUGACGAACGGGAAGAAGCCAUGGGUUGCGGACCUCAAGGCUGCGCUGAAGGCAACGGGCGGAUGGGACCACAUCGCGAGCAGCCGCGAGCUCGUGCUCAACAAGGAGCAGCAGUAUAUCGCACAGUCCGUCGACAUGCUGAUUGGGCAGCGCGCGCAAGUGCUCAUUGGCAAUGGGUUCUCAAGUCUCACCUCAAACAUCGUCAUGAUGCGAAUGGCGAAGGAUCUACGUCCUGACUCAAAUCGCUUCUGGUAG